CUGCGGACCACAGCGAGGCCAAGAGCCUGGAGCGCGGCGAGCGGCUGGUCUGCCGCGAGGAGCUGAGUGUGCAGGUUGGAAAUCAUUCAACAUCCAAAAGAGAGGCUUCCUCUGUUACAACUCUAAAACAGACCCAUAGAAAGCCCACACCUUUAUGAUUCAGUAAAUGUUUUUACACUGCCAAAUAUGCCCGUCUUGUGCCCAACUUUUCACCUGUGUGAUCCGCGCGUUUACACUGACCGAGGUAAUUUACGGGCUUUAUUUCGCACCCCUUUUAACCCUCUCUGACCCUACACAUAUUGGCGGUUUCAUUUUGAUGUAAAUGCGAUAAGACAGCUUUCCAGUUCUAGGGGCGAGGCUUGGGUAGAGGUGUUGCUGCAUUGUCUCUACAACAGAGACGAUGCAGCGAUAUCAACAUGAAUAGUUGUAACUGGAGAGAAGGUGAAAUUCACGAGCUGCUGACCAUCAUGGGAGAGAAGGUGAUGCAGUCGCAUUUGAAGAAGACGAAAGAUUGUCGAUCUAAGCGAAAGUACCAGGCAAACUUUCCUUACAAUGCUUCGUCAGCAAAGUGGUUAGCAAAGUAAAGAAUAUUUCGGCAUUUUUGCACUUGUAAAUAGUUAAUCGCGUUUUAGCCUACACUCUGAUGUGAACUCAUUCUUGCAUGCGAGGGUCUUGAAUUAAUAAAUAUAUUUAUUUAUUUUGCAAUUCAUUGUAAAGAGUCGUACUCUCCGUGUGAAGGCCCGCCUUCUACUGUGAACCAAGCAAUUCAGCUCUGAGACGAAGGGGGAUUAUACCCCCUUGGUUUUACACAGACAAGACAUUGAAAUUGCAGGGCGUGCCAAGCCGCGACCGAACCAGCUUGGCAGUGUAAAAAUGCUUGAUGUGUCGUUGGUGGGGAUUGACAGCUAUUCUGUGAAAAUGAAAGAAUAUGUCUUGUGUGUGUUUCCUUCUUUAUGUGGAAAGCAGCAGACCCCAGACACCAUUUCAAUCAAAGUUGAAGAGGAUAUUGGUGGAGGCUUGCCCGCCGCAGAAGACUGUGAUGCCUUUGGAGACCGUAGCACUCAGCGCAACGCCACCUCAAAGAUUCUGGGUGUGGACGCCCCUGGCUCCUCCCACAUGUCCAGUCGUAGCGAGGAACUGCUGCAGACCCCAGACACCAUUUCAAUCAAGGUUGAAGAGGAUAUUGGUGGAGGCUUGCCCGCCGUAGAAGACGGCAAUGACAUCAGAGACUGCAGCACGCAGUCGGAGAGUCUGCGUGUGGACGCCCCUGGCUCCUCCCACAUGUCAAGUCACAGCGGGGAGCUGCGCAUCCUGAGCGUUUACGGACAAGGGGAGGGCCCACUGGCGGUGGACGGCCAUGACACCCUCUUUGUCGCGUCAGAACUGGAGGCCUUGAGCUCGCUGUCCACAGGCCACAGCGUGGCCAAGAGCCUGAACUGCAGCGUGCGGCUCGUCCGCCUUGAGGAGCUGACUGGGCAUCAGGGCGGCCGCAAGGACCGGCCCGGUGUCUUGUGUGGAAAGGUUAUUCCCAACAAUGCCAAUAUGAUCGUCCACAUGAUGCCUCACUCUGAGGAGAAGCCCUACAAGUGUGACCAAUGCCCAAAGCGUUUCAGUCAUAGCUCCGCCCUGAAUAUCCACAUGAGGACUCACUCCGGGGUGAAGUCCCACAAGUGUGACCAAUGCACGAAGAGCUUCAGUCAGAAAAGCUACCUGAAGAUCCACAUGAGAACUCACUCCGGCGAGAAGCCCUACAAGUGUGACCAAUGCAUGAAGUGCUUCAGUCAUAGCUCCACCCUGAAUUUCCACAUGUCGACGCACACCGGCGAGAAGACCUACAGGUGUGACCAAUGCCCGAAGUGCUUCAGUCAUGCCCGUCUCCUGAAGUUCCACAUGUCGCUUCACUCUAGGGAGAAGCCCUACAGGUGUGACCAAUGCCCGAAGCGCUACCUACGGAAAUGCGACCUGAAGAUCCACCUGAGGACUCACUCCGGUGAGAAGCCCUACAAGUGUGACCAAUGCAUGAAGUGCUUCAUUCAGAAAGGCCCCCUGAUGAGCCACAUGAAUACUCACUCCGGUGAGAAGCCCUACAAGUGUGACCAAUGCACGAAGUGCUUCACUCUGAAUGCCCUCCUGAAGCACCACAUGAGUACUCACUCCCUUGAGAGGCCCUACAAGUGUGACCAAUGCAUGAAGUGCUUCAAGCGGACAGGCGACCUGAAGAUCCACAUGAAGACUCACUCCGGGGAGAAGCGCCACAUGAGGACUCACUCCGGGGAGAAGCCCUACAAGUGUGACCAAUGCACGAAGUGCUUCUGUCGGAAAGGCCCCCUGAAGCGCCACAUGAUGACUCACUCUGGGGAGAAGCCCUACAAGUGUGACCAAUGCACGAAGUGCUUCUGUUGGAAAGGCCUCCUGAAUAUCCACAUGAGGACUCACUCUAGGGAGAAGACCUACAGGUGUGACCAAUGCACGGAGCUCUUCCAACGGAAAUGCGACCUGAAGAUCCACCUGAGGACUCACUCCGUUAAGAAGCCCGUUAAGAAGCCCUACAAGUGUGACCAUUGCAUGAAGUUCUUCAGUCAGAGAGGCACGAUGAUUAUCCACAUGAGGAGUCACUCCGAGGAAUAUCCCUACAGGUGUGACCAAUGCCCGAUGCGCUUCACUCAAGGUUGCUUCCUGAAGGACCACAUGUUGACUCACACCGGCAAUAAGCCCUGCGUGUGUCUGGAGUGCAACGCCAGCUACAGCGACCCAAGCAGUUUGCGUUUGCACUUGCUCAAAGCACACUUUGACGCAAGGUAACGGGACGCUUUGAUUGAGACCUCUGUCUGGUAUUGGUUUAAAUUACUGCUUUUAGUUUUUCUUUUGAUCACGAUUAAACGCUUUCUUCUCUUGAUUCGCUUUCUGUUGUUUUUAUUAAUUGAUGUCUGUGUUUAAUAACUUAUUUCUAGGACACUUCUGACAGCAAAAUAUUUGAUUCAAUGUAGAGCUUGAUCAGGGGAAGAUACAGUCAGCAAAGUUGCCAAGCAUACAGUCAAUGAGACGAUGGGUGUACAUGAUUCUUAUAGGAAACGUUCACAUCGUGGGUAAAUACAAAGGAAACAAAGGUCAGGGGGAGGGGCCUUCGUGGAGUUUAGGAUUGGCCAGAGGAGGGACCAAGUUAAAUUGCAAUUCACAAUAUGGGUGGAGUGGACAUGGCUGCAAGACAGUUAAAGGAAUCUACACAACAAAGAAGUCUGGAUUGCCCUUAGUAUCAAACUUGGUCCCCACAGUUGCAAAUGCAAAACUAUGUCAACACCUUUCAAUUAGAGCGGGCGGGAGGUAUCUCUAGGUCUAUGGAGAAUGGAUAGAAAUUCAUUGAAAUUGACUAAUUAUUCAGGGUUCAUAUAAUUUUUAUAUUAAAGUCUGCUUGAUAUUGCCAUGACACUCAUUACCCUUAUCUUUGUUAGCCUAUUACAAAAAGCCUGCAAAGUUCACUUGUGAAAUAGACUGCGAUUUAACCCCACAUUAUACAUGAUUGUGUUCAUUCCACUUACCUUUCCAUUCUGUGCGCUUAAUGCUAACUACCUUGGAUGGAUUGUAUCAUAAUAGGCGAUAAUGGUUGAAGAUGAUCCAUUUUAAA
This is a messenger RNA of Gadus chalcogrammus (walleye pollock), 3622 nucleotides long. Its product is annotated as zinc finger protein 431-like. NCBI's taxonomy places the organism in Eukaryota, Metazoa, Chordata, Actinopteri, Gadiformes, Gadidae. Gene Ontology annotation, biological process: regulation of transcription by RNA polymerase II. The transcript is spliced from 4 exons. The record is from RefSeq and is a predicted model, not a curated record. Gene Ontology annotation, molecular function: DNA-binding transcription factor activity; RNA polymerase II cis-regulatory region sequence-specific DNA binding. The coding region runs from base 874 to 2802 and encodes 642 amino acids.